Messenger RNA from Branchiostoma floridae (Florida lancelet), 2952 nucleotides. RefSeq names its product gastrula zinc finger protein XlCGF57.1-like. The coding region runs from base 185 to 1948 and encodes 587 amino acids. The transcript is spliced from 2 exons. The record is from RefSeq and is a predicted model, not a curated record. Lineage: Eukaryota; Metazoa; Chordata; Leptocardii; Amphioxiformes; Branchiostomatidae.
UCCGGUCGCUUGUUGUUCUGUUGAGGAGAGGACCGGACGCAGAUGUGGAGAUAAUUUCAACUCUUGAAGACAGUGAAAGUUUGUGUUAUUGAAGGCGCUAAGUCGAUCCAUCUGGAGACAUCACGCUCAAGAUUCAGCAUCAAAGACCCAUUUGUAUCUGGGAGACGUCGCUGAUUUAGUCAUCAUGGCAACUAGUGGAAUCAGCUCUGAUGUCAUUGAAAACAGUUUGGAAGGAGAGUUUGCUGCCACAAUUGUGACUGCAAAACACUACAAAUGUGAGGAGUGCAGCAAGCAGUUCAGUUGCCUGAGUAGUCUGAAGAUUCACAUCCGGACUCACACAGGCGAGAAACCUUACCGAUGUGAGGAGUGUAGCAGACAGUUCAGUCAGCUGGGCAGUUUGAAGACUCACAUUCGGACUCACACCGGUGAGAAACCCUACAACUGUGAGGAGUGCAACAUGCAGUUUACUACGACAGAUGUUCUGAAGAAACACAUGCGGACACACACUGGAGAGAAGCCAUACAAUUGUGAGGAAUGCAGCAAGCAGUUUACUGACCAGGGUAAUCUGAAGAAACACAUGCGGACACACACUGGUGAAAAACCCUACAUUUGUGAGGAGUGCAGCAAGCAGUUCAGACAUAUGUCUAGUCUAAAGCAGCACAUGAAAACUCACACUGGAGAGAAGCCUUACAGGUGUGAGAAGUGUACCAAGAAGUUCAGUAGGUCGCAUCAUCUGGAGGCACACAUGCGCACUCACACAGGGGAGAAACCCUACAGGUGUGAGGAGUGCAGCAAGCAAUACCGUCAGCAGGGUGAUUUGAAAAGACACCUGAUGACUCACACCGGUGAGAAACCCUACAGGUGUGAGGAGUGCAAUAAACAGUUCAGUCAGAAGGGCAAUCUUAAGAUCCACAUGCGAACUCACACAGGAGAGAAACCGUACAUAUGCAAGGAGUGCAGCAAGCAGUUCAGUCAGAUAAGUGAUCUGAAGACUCACAUGCGGACUCACACUGGAGAGAAGCCCUACAAGUGUGAGGAAUGCAGCAAGCAGUUUACUGACCAGGGUAAUCUGAAGAAACACAUGCGGACACACACUGGUGAAAAACCCUACAUGUGUGAGGAGUGCAGCAAGCAGUUCACUGCCAAGGGAGGUCUGAGGAUUCACAUGCGAACUCACACUGGGGAGAAACCCUACAGAUGUGAGGAAUGUAGCAAGCAGUUCAGUGACCCCGGGCACUGGAGAACUCACUUGAGAACUCACACAGGGGAGAAACCCUACAAGUGUGAGGAGUGUAGCAAGCAGUUCACUACCCUGGGUAGACUGAAGAUGCACAUGCAAACUCACACCGGGGAGAGACCAUUCCAGUGUGAGGAGUGCAGCAAGCAGUUCACUAGCUGUGGUGGUUUAAAGAGACACUUGCAAACUCACACAGGGGAGAAACCCUACAAGUGUGAAGAAUGUAGCAAGCAGUUCACUACCCUGGGUUAUCUGAAGAUUCACAUGCGAACUCACACCGGGGAGAAACCAUUCCAGUGUGAGGAGUGUAGCAAGCAGUUCACUAACUGUGGUAGUUUAAAGAGCCACUUGCGAAGUCACACAGGGGAGAAACCCUUUAAGUGUGAGGAGUGCAGCAAGCAGUUCAGUCACUACUGUAGUCUGAAAACUCACAUGCGGACCCACACUGGGGAGAAGCCCUACAAGUGUGAAGAGUGCACCAAGCAGUUCACGAACCAGGGUGAUCUGAAGAAACACAUGCGAACUCACACCGGAGAGAAGCCAUUCAAGUGUGAGGAAUGCAGCAAGCAGUUCACUAUUCUGAAUACUCUGAAGAUUCACAUGCGAACUCACACAGGGGAAAAACCCUACCAGUGUGUGGAGUGCAGCAAGCGAUUCAGUCAGCUGGGUAGUCUGAAGAAUCACAUGCAGACACACACUGGAAGAGUGUAACAAACCCUAAUAGGAGAUUGGCCAUCUUAAGUUAAAAGACAUCUGGAAACUUGCUUUUGUCUUCACAAAUGUCGGACUUAAGAAAAGAAAGAGAACUGCAAGAUACAUUUUUCCCUCCGUUUUUAUGUGACAAACACUGUCACAUAUCAGAAACAUGAAGGCACAGAGAAAGAAAAUCUGUUAAAUGUUGUUACCACUAAUAAGUUUUAAUAACCUAACAAUAUUUUUUAAUCAGUCAGCUGGACAUACAGACUCACUGAGUGAUAUAGCUUAUAGUAGUUUCUGUAGUUUUGUUGAAGUUCUGAUAUUUUUUUGCACAAAGAAACGUUUUCAUGUUGUUGCUGUUAAAUUAAAGUUUAGUUCUAGACUUCUAGUAAUAAUGUAGCUAUUAAGACCUUAGGACUGAGGUGAGGCUUUUUCUUAGCACGUUAAUUUUAUCUAACACAGCUUUCCAUAUUCUACUUUUUAUUAAGCUACAACAUGUUUGAUAGGUCUUUCUUAUUCUAUACAGUAUAGUGUGCUCUUACUCUUAGCUAUGAAUGCUAAUCUGCAUCCUUUCACUUAGGUUUAGAUUUUAAUGUUCCUUUUUUAUUAAUGAAUGUUUGAUUAGUUUAUUUCUUUGUUUCUAUUAAUUUUCAAGUUCUUAUCUAUGUAGUAUAUUUUGUUGUGUUUAGGUUCAUAGUUUGAGUUCAGAAUGGUAGUGAAUAGAUGAAGAGUUCUUUUCUACAUUGUUGUGUUAGAUUUAGGCCCAUAGUUGGGAUUAUGAAUGGUAGUCAAAAGAGAAACCAAUUGCAUAUGAUAAAGCCAGGUUAUUACUUUUGUCUGCCAUAACGAUAUAGCGCUAGCUGCCAUUUUACAGUUCAACAGUCAAUUCCGUAAAGUUUGAUGACAAUAUAUAAAGAUAGCAGAAAGUCAUUUGUAUGGGCAUUUCAGUUGUAUUCUGUAGAGUUAGAGAUGUUGAUGUCACAUAUAUAUGUUCAAAAUAAAGCUUUGUGUUUGAUGUG